This is a messenger RNA of Nicotiana tabacum (common tobacco), 2564 nucleotides long. NCBI's taxonomy places the organism in Eukaryota, Viridiplantae, Streptophyta, Magnoliopsida, Solanales, Solanaceae. The record is from RefSeq and is a predicted model, not a curated record.
UAAUGGGUGUACUGUAAAUGGUGUUAGGUACCAUAUUCAAAGACGCGAUGAACUACGUAAAAGUCAAAAUUGCGGUCUAGUUGUUGAAGGCUAUUACGAAAAUGAGGUGAUUAAUUUUUAUGGUAUUAUAACUGACAUGAUUGAGUUAGAGUAUCUUAAUGGCAAUCCAGUUCUGCUAUUUAAAUGCAAGUGGUUUGAUCUUCGCAAGAAGACAGGGAUGCAAAAAGAUAAAAAUCUUACGAGCAUCAAUGUUAAUAGAUUUUGGUAUGAACAUGAUUCUUUUGUACUAGCUACUCAAGCAAGGCAAGUAUUUUAUAUUGAUGAUCCGAAAUUGGGAGAAAAUUGGCGAAUUGUCCUAAAAUUUCAAGAUAGACACUUAUAUGAUGUGCCAGAGAUGCAAAAUUCAGAGACAGGAAAUGGCGAAACAAAUGAUGAAGUAUAUCAAGAUGUUUCACUUGAAAGUAAUUCAAUUGUCAAUGAUACGGAUAAUAUGUUGAGUCAACUACAUAGAGAUGAUGUUGAUUCGGUUACCCUAGAUGCAUCUGUAAUUGAAUUGGAGGCUCAAACAGAACAUGAAGUUGGUUAUGACGAAGAAAAUUCUGACGAAGAGGAUGACACAAUGGUAGAGUACAUCAGUGAUCAUGAGGAGAAUGAGGGGAAUGAAGGUAAUAAUAGUACUAAUGACGAUGAAGUUGAUAUCACAGAUGAUGAUGACGACGACAUUGGUUUUUAUGAUGUAACCUCAUAAUAGUAAGAUUGCAUGAUGAUGAUGAGGUGACAAGGAAGGAUCAUGUGGCAGCUGGGCUUUGUUGCAUACAAUUGUUUAUGAAUUCUUCUUCUCAGGAAGAAGCUAUAAGACACUUGGAGAACGCCAAGGUCAGUCCAUUUUAAGAAUUUGUUCUGCUGCACAUCUGCUUUAUAGAUGGUGUUUAUGGUUAUCAAUGAAUUAUUGAUUUUAUAGGGUUGUGCUCUCUUUUCUCUGUCCUAGUUGUCAAACCAAGUUUAGAUGCUUAGGGAAGCCAAAAAAUACUGGCAAGGUGCACUUUUAUAAGCAGCGUGUGCAAGGAAUUACACAAAUGCUGGGUAUGCAUCUUUUUUUAAUAUAUUAUGUUGGCGAUAGGGCGAAUGAGAGGUUUUAAAUAAUUAGGCCAUUUAUAGAUGUCUUGACAAAUUGCUUAAGAGUAUGGUCACUGAAGAAGAAGCUGAGAAACAGGUUAUUGAAUUUGUCAAGAGAAACAUUGGCACAUAUACACCAUUACUAGCAGGAAAUUCAGUCUACGUGAAUUUUCAAUUUUUGAAGAAAUACAUGCCAAAUCUGGCUAGUCUUUUUUCACAUGUACUAGUUGAUGUCAGCAGUGUCAAGGCAUUGUGUGUUCGUUGGUUUCCAAUAGCAAAAAGGCUCCUAAAAAGGAAAGCAAGCAUAGAGCUAUGGAUGACAUUAAGGAGAGCAUAGCAGAACUCAAUUACUUCAAGGAACACAUAUUCAAGGCCUCCAAGUCUAAUAAGAAUCCAAGGCUUGUUGCUUUUCACAAGCUCCAUGUUGUGCAGCAAACCAAAGAUAAUAAGAGUGUUGUUCCAUUAAACAGCUAAAUAAUAGUAUAUAUAUUACCUUGUCCCCAGCUGCUAGAAUUACUAGUUGGCCAUCUUCAGCUGGCUUUUUGCUCCUUGAAACUGGAGCUUCAACAAGACAACCACCCUUUGAUGUAAUGGCCUGUAAUCAUUCACUAUUAGUAUUUCACUUCAACUUACUAAUUCUUUGCUGUUCUAAUAUGUGCAGUAUUCAUCAUAAACUUGACUCUGAUAGUACACUGCUUCAGCUCUAGUGUAAAACAAGUCAAGAAUUAAUAUUCCCACAUGCAAUUCCAACCUCACUAAUCUUUGAAGAAGUAUCGGCAUCAACGGUUGACAUGUCUAUAUACCCCUUCCAACCACAUAUCUACUCAAGAGCACCAUCUUAUCAGGCUCUUAAGAUUUCAAAGACAAAUUACCCCUGCUUUAGUUGAACCUGGUCAGUGAUGGAAUUUUGUCCAGACGAACAGAUCGAUUUUCUGCUGAGCUUUCUGCUGCACAUUGUUCAGGGACCACUACAACCUUCUCAUGGUAUAUAACACCACCUGUUCAUCUUUGGGUGCAUGAUGGUACAACAACGUAAAUAACUAGAUGAUUCCAGCUGCUUGAAAGUCUUCAAGCCAGUCAUGAUCCUAAUGAGCACAGCUACUGCAGUCGAUAUGACCUCUACCUUUGUUUUUUGCCAAAAAAGGAUUGUAGUUUUCAACGAGAUGUUUAUAAAUUGAUCCUUUAGAACAACCAAUUGGAUAUUCCUGUUUUCUGGUAAUUCUUUUUACUAAUAAUUACUAGGAACCUCAGACCUCUCUAUUCCUUCGAGGUAGGGUUAAGGUAUGCGUACACACUACCCUCCCCAGACCCCACUAGUGAGAUUUCACUGGGUCGUUGUUAUUGUUGUUGUUGUUGUUGUUAUAGAUGUCUUGAGGUAAUAUCCGCCUGUGUAGGUCUCUCUGUCCUCUGUUUAUUCUACUUUAAAUUUCUAAAGCAGAUUCUCCUUU